Molecule: messenger RNA, 1521 nt
Organism: Cynara cardunculus var. scolymus (artichoke)
Lineage: Eukaryota; Viridiplantae; Streptophyta; Magnoliopsida; Asterales; Asteraceae
Product: eukaryotic translation initiation factor 3 subunit M-like
Exons: 10
Coding region: 79-1311 (410 amino acids)
Biological process (GO): cytoplasmic translational initiation
Cellular component (GO): eukaryotic translation initiation factor 3 complex; cytoplasm
Molecular function (GO): translation initiation factor activity
Source: RefSeq, a predicted model, not a curated record
CCGAUAGUUGUCUGACUGGCCGAGAAGACAUCGCGCGAGUUUCCGUUGCAGAGAGUGGUUUCAACCGCCAUCGCCACAAUGACGACGGUCGUGCCUACAUCGGAGGAGGAUCCUGUCCUGUCUGUCGUUCGUUUCACCGCCGAGAUGUCCUGGGCUGAAGCCGGUCCUGAGGUAGCUGAACCACAAGUGACUAGUUUAUGCUUGGAGGCUCAGGAAUUCAUGAUUGCGGGAAGAUGGUUGGAUUUGGCUUCGCUGAUGAUUACUUCGGCUGAUUUGGUAUUUUCUAAAGCUUCGGAGAAAGAUCUCGAGUGCAUCUUUACCAUUAUCUGCAAUCUUGUCAAGAAGCCCGAAAGCCUUGAUGAGUUGUUAGAGAUGGCAAAGCUUUUAUCCACAAAAAUUGCACAACAACCAAAUGAUAAGCCUGCACUGCGAUUGAAGAUCUUGUUCAAUCUUUACAACCUGUUGGAGAACCCUUACAGCCGGUUUUACGUUUACAUGAAGGCCCUUAAAUUGGCAAUGGAUGGAAAGGUCAUAGAACAUAUCAUACCGUCUUUCAAAAAGAUAGACAGUUUCUUGAAAGAAUGGGAUCUAGGAGUGCAGGAUCAAAGAGAGCUUUUCCUGGCCAUCUCUACUAUUUUGAAGGAAUAUAAGAGCUCCCCUAAGGAAACCUUUAAGUUUUUAACGAAGUAUUUGGCAACAUUUUCUGGUGAGGAAGCACAUACCAUGGAGGAGGCAAAGGAAGAAGCCUUUCACACUAUUAUUGAGUUUGUCAAAGCAACUGACAUAUUUCAGCAUGAUUUGCUCGAUAUGCCUGCUGUAACACAAUUGGAGAAAGACACCAAGUAUGCAUUAGCAUAUCAGCUUCUGAAGAUAUUUCUGACCCAGAGGCUAGAUGCUUACAUGGAUUUCCAUACUGCAAAUUCUGCAUUAUUGAAAAGCUAUGGUCUUGUACAUGAAGACUGUAUAGCAAAGAUGAGGUUGAUGUCAAUGAUGGAUCUUGCCUCAGAUGAAUCUGGCCAAAUUCCCUAUCGUUUAAUUAAGGACACACUUCAGAUAGAGGAUGACGAGGUGGAACCAUGGGUAGUAAAGGCAAUCACCGCUAAAUUGAUUGAUUGCAAAAUCGACCAAAUGAAUCAAGUCAUUAGAGUGAGCCGCUACACCGAGCGUGUUUUUGGAUUGCGCCAGUGGCAAGCUCUACGUGAGAAGCUGGCAACGUGGAGGGGGAGCAUAGCAAAUGUAAUAACGACCAUUCAAGCGAACAAGGUGACCGAAGAAGGAACUCAGGCAAUGCAAGGUUUGGUGAUCCGUUGACAAUUUUGGUCAUUUUGCCAGCCAACCAUCAUCUGCAAACGAUACAAAGUCUUGUUCUUAUUGCGUUUAAUCGAAGGGUUACGUCACACAAUUUGAAAGUUUUGUCCGAAGCAAAUCGUCACUUUUAAGGAGUCGUUUUUACUUUCAGUUUGAAUUUGUACCGUUUGAUGAGGAAUUUAAUUAGCAACAACCAGAGAAGAUGUUCUACUU